CUUCUUAGUGCCUCCAUUCUUCAUCCAUCACGUUCCCUGUGUUUUCACUCCAUGUGUCUGGCUGUUAUGGUCCGUUGUGUGUAUGCUGUAAUUUUGUUUGUUUGUUUUUGUUGUUUGUCUUUCUAGUGUUUGCGUUCACACCCAGUUGGAACCAAUCACCUAAUCACUGCACCUGUGAGCCUUCAGAAUCGUCCUGCUUCCAGGCUGUGGUGUCAGAUCGUCCAUGCUCCCACACUUGGACAGCUGACUUCUCUUGCUCUCCUUGUGUUCUCUGGUGCUCGAGCUUUUUGUUGGCAAGCUAACAAGCUAUCUUCCCUGUUCAUUUCAGGUUUUUCUACUUGGUUCGUACAGAUAUUCUCUCCCGGUUUGUGACGCCCUUGGUUCCUCCUUCUGGCAUUUGGGUCCAGUCCUUCAGGCUUCCGUGACACUGGUCUCCUUAACUUUGCCUCCAAUCUUGUCCACAUGAGCAGCACUUGUUUAUAAUCUUGUCUUUCCUAGUUACUUCCAAUGAAAACCUGCACUUCUGAAGCCCUGUUUUGGCCCCUGUUUUUAGAAACAGAGGAAUAUAUCCUCAUUGGCACCCUUCGUUUAUACGCACACACUCUCCAUCUCCAUCUACAUCCAUGGAGUGAUUCAAUGGCAAUGAUGCAACUGAAACUGAAAAAAAAACACAGUUGUAGAUUUCAAUAUAUACUUCAAUAUAAUUCAAACUUCCGCCGUGUCCUUGUUUCUCGUCUAAUCCCAUUAGACCAGCUCCUGUGUAAUCCCGCCACAGUCUUCAGACCGGUGCACAGCAUCACAGCGUCUUCGCUGCAGCUCUAUGGGAUGCUGGACCUUGACUGAACUCUCAGAAUGUUGAGCUGGGUGGUCAAAGUGGUUCCUCAGCCACCUGAUCUUCAACCCACAAAGGCUGAGGAGCAGAAAGAAGAGAAACCAGCAGCUGAGCAGCCGACUGCAUCCAAGCCGGAGAAGAGAGUAACAUUUCAAGAUGAAUGUCAAACAGAAGCUCCAAAAAUUGACAAGCCCAAGCAAGAAAUCAGGACGGAAGAGGAGAAAAAUUUUACAACACCUGCAUCAACUGUGCUGACUUGGAUCAGCGCCGCAAUGCCACAACCCGUCAUCCCCUCUAAACAAGGCAAAGACGGUGCGCUCACCCAGGUGGAAACUCCACCCAGCAGUAAUCCAGGAGAGGAAAUGAAAGUGAUGACGUGGAUCACGCAGAGUCUGGAUAAGGUCAUGCCACAUCCUGAGCUGAAGAACAAAGAACCAACAUCAGAGACUGAAGUGUCCGAAAUAGUAACAGCUCCAGAACCGGCACCCCAAGUUGCUGUUAAGGAGGACGAGCCGGAAAAGGAGGACCACCCGGAGAACAAGUCCGUCCCGCCAAGGAUGAUUGACUGGAUAAAGCAGAGUAUUGAGAAGGUCGUUCCUCAACCAGACGCACAUAUUCGGGCGAAGUUGGAGAACUCUGAUAAAUCAGCUCCUGCAGUAUCUAAUAAAGUUCAGGCUCCAGUAGUUGAGUUGGAUAAAUCUUCCAAGGACCCAGAGCAACCGCCAAAAAUGAUGGGCUGGAUUGUUAACGGAAUGAGUCGACUUUUGCCUCAGCCUGUUCUUAAACCGGAUUCACUGGGUGGUGAAGUGCAGACCAUUAAUACUGGGCCGAGCAAUACUGACCUUGUUCUGGAGGACGUUGAAGAGGAUGUGUUCAAGGUCCAUAAUAAUGAAGAGAAGCCAGAGGGCGCAGAGACCGGCCUGGAACGAUGGGGCCCAAUGAUGGAAAACAUCCAAAAAGAUGCGAACGAGGCAGUUCUAGCGAUCAUGGAGGAGCGGUUGCAGCAGGAGUGUCUUGAGGCGGCCCGCGUGGCAGAGGAAAUAGCCCGAAAGGCAGCAGAGGAGGCCAUCCGACAACUGGAGGCGGAACAGUCAGCGAAAAUUGAUAUAGAUGCCAUCCCAGAGUCGAAUGAGCACUUACCUAACAUCCUGGAAGAGGAGAAUGAGGAUGAGCCAGAGUUGCAAAACCUGCAAGAAGACAGUGAGGAGAACACAGAUAUUAUCGAUCUUCAAGAAAGUAAAGUUGCUCUCGAUGAGGAGACAAAUCCCGAUGAAACUGCGCUUCAGUAUGGCGAUGGUGCUGUGGCAAGAACCACGCUGGUGUGUCCUCCAAUCGCAGAAGAAGCUGCUCCGUCUUCAACAGAUGUUGAGCCUCCAUCAGAGCGGAGGGACAUGGAUAGUCCAGGCCCACCAAAUGAACAAUCCAAAUCACAGCCUGCUGAUGCUCAUGGUGACCCUCUCGAUCAGUACCAGGAAAAAGCUUCUGAGGACGAUGGAGUUCCAGUCCUGAAGAUUGAAGAUAUCGAUCAGCAUCAAGGAACGGGUGUCAACAUUCCUCAAAUCAUUACAACCCCGGAACCAAAGUCCACUCCGACCGUGCCAGUAAGUGCUGUCCAAGAUCUUCCUGUUGGUGACAAGGAGCUCCUGAGGUACACUCUGAAGGCAUGGACCAGCCAGGGGGAGUUGCUGAGUCCAGAGGCUCGUCCUUAUUCAGCAGCAAGCGUCAGCAGCGUGGGCAUCCAGGACCGCCUGAGUGAACUUGUCAGGCUGUUUCAAGGUCGUACCGAACAGAAAAAAGAGCGCCUGCUGGAUCCAGAUGAGUCUGAAGAGGACAGUCCUUCUGCAUCUCCCAGCAAAGCCCCUCCUGCUCCUCCUCCCCCACCUCCACCUGAGGAAGAGAAAGACUCGCCUGCUGAGGCAGAAGAGGAAGGGUUGGAGUUGGAGUUUGAACUGCUGGGCCACCCGCUCAAGAUUGGGCUGCCCAAACUCCCCCCGAUGCCUGCAUGGUUAAGAGUCAUCUUCCAAUACCGCUUUCCCUCCAGCAUUGAUCCAUACACAGAUUUCAUCUACGUCGUGUGGCUGUUCUUCGUGGUGGCUGCGUGGAACUGGAAUGUGUGGUUGAUCCCAGUGCGCUGGGCUUUUCCCUACCAAACACCUGAAAACAUCCACCUGUGGCUGCUGGUCGACUACACCUGCGACCUCAUAUACAUCGUUGACAUGGUCGUCAUCCAGACCAGGCUGCAGUUCGUCCGCGGUGGAGACAUUGUUUGCGACAAAAAGGAAAUGAGGGAAAAUUAUAUGACAACAGAAAGAUUCAAGAUGGACGUCAUCAGCCUUUUCCCCAUGGAAGUUUUCUAUUACUUCACAGGGGUGAACUCUCUGCUGAGAUUCCCUCGCCUGCUGAAGUACAUGGUUUUCUUUGAAUUUAACGACAGGAUGGAGGCCGUGAUGAAGAAAGCCUACAUUUACAGGGUGAUCCGCACAUCUAGCUACCUUCUUUACUCCCUGCACAUCAACGCCUGUCUGUUCUACUGGGGCUCCGACUAUGAGGGACUGGGCUCCACCAAGUGGGUCUACAAUGGACAAGGAAACGCGUACGGGUCCCUCAUGCAUGCAAACAACCUUUCCUCCAGAUGCUUAAUCAUGUUUGCAACCUCACAAAAUGGUUCACAUUUUCCAUGCAGGUAUAUACGCUGCUACUACUUUGCAGUAAAAACCCUCAUCACCAUUGGCGGACUGCCAGACCCCACAACUGUCUUUGAGAUCUGUUUUCAGCUCAUCAACUACUUUGUGGGAGUCUUUGCUUUCUCCAUCAUGAUCGGUCAGAUGAGAGACGUGGUCGGCGCAGCAACGGCCGGUGAGAGCUACUACCGGGCCUGCAUGGACAGCACAGUCAAAUACAUGAACUCCUACAACAUCCCCCGAGAGGUCCAGAACAGGAUCAAGACCUGGUAUGACUACACGUGGAAGAGCCAAGGCAUGCUGGAUGAACAAGAGCUCUUGGUCCAACUUCCUGCAAAGAUGAGACUGGACAUUGCUGUGGAUGUCAACUACGCCAUCGUUAGUAAAGUCGCCCUCUUUCAGGGCUGCGACAGACAAAUGGUGUUUGACAUGCUGACUCGCUUGAAAUCUGUUGUUUACUUGCCUGGGGACUUUGUGUGCAAAAAGGGAGAGAUCGGAAGAGAGAUGUACAUCAUCAAACAAGGAGAGGUCCAGGUGGUUGGUGGUCCAGACCUACAGACUGUCUUUGUAACAAUCAGAGCUGGUUCUGUCUUUGGAGAAAUCAGUUUACUAGCGGGUGGAGGAGGAAACCGACGAACGGCCAAUGUGAAGGCUCACGGAUUCGCAAACCUGUUCAUCUUGGAUAAGAAAGACCUGGCAGAGAUCCUGGUGCACUAUCCCGAGUCUCAGAAACUACUACGGAAGAAAGCCAAGAAAAUGCUGACCAAGGACAAGAAGCCAGAUGAAAAGGAAGGAGGCAAGGAGGCAGUGCAGGUCAUUCCUGCCCGACCAGACACUCCUCAAAUGUUCAAGGCUGCACUGAAAGUGACGGAGCAAGCAGGGAUGGCGGGAACGUUUGCUAAACUGAAGAAAGCCUACAAACCGUCUGAAGUCGCAGCAGAGGGUUCAGACUCUGUCUCUCCAAUUCCUCCUCCCCCUCCCAUGCACCGACGGUCACCAAUCCCACACACACUUCCUCAUGACGACGACGACACUGUGGCAGAGACUGCUGACAGUUCUCUGAUCAUCAGGAUGACACCGCGGAUAGAAGGAGAGGAGCUUCUCAGUGUGGAAGUUGCUACCGGCGACCAACAAGAUGAAGACAAAUAAGGGUGGCAGAAGAGUAAUAUAGGGGGAAGUUUCUAUCCUUGGAGGAUAAAAGGCAUCAGAACUUGUUGAGAAUUUGUGAACAGUACUCGACAGAGGGGCUCCAACUCUUGUUGCCACAAACUGUUUACUGUAGUGUGGUGUGUGUGUUUUACUAAGCACGGCGACUAUACAACGUGUACAUGCGCUGCCUCUACAGUGUCUUCAGGAUUUGUGCACCAUCUUUGUUUACACUUAGCUAACGUAGCAUGUCAAACCAUGAAGGUAUAAGCCGUCUGUUUGUUUCUCUGCUGCAGCUUUCACAAUGCCUUUCGCAACAUCUAUGUAAGCGCUGUUUCCCAAAAGUUUCAUUUUCCAACAUGCUCCAAUGCUCUGAUGAUUAAACAAGCCAGUUGUUUGCUGAAGCCUAGUCUGGACUUAAGUAGCUCCCAUGGGAAGAAGGUUUGCUCAUGGAAAGAUGAGAAACACCUUCAAAAAAAUGCCGUCCUGCAUUCCCACCUGUUAGUAAGAUGUUCAUAGUUAUUUCUGUUGUAUAUCAUGUGCAAAAAUGUGAUAUUCCUCUUGACCUGCUUCAUGACUGGAACAGAAGUCAGGGGAGUUUGGAUCAUUGGAGUUGCGGAACAGUGUGACAGGGGAAUCGCUAUAAUGUGAAUUACAUGCCAAGAUUUGUUUUGUUUUUGGUGGUAAUAGAUACAUUUGUUACAAUUUACAUGACAUUUGUUAUUAUCUAAGACAGUAAUGUAAACAAUGCUAUCAUAUAAUGCUUCUUUUCAUUAAUGAGUAAUGCAAGAAGAUUGACAAUGAGCCAUGUUAUAUAAUAGCUAUAUAUGUCAUAUGGUUUGUCAUUUAUGAUGCAUUAGAGAAGAACAAGUGAUAUAAAUGGUCUUCGACUGCU
This is a messenger RNA of Synchiropus splendidus (mandarinfish), 5554 nucleotides long. It is a transcript of the gene cngb1a, whose product is annotated as cyclic nucleotide gated channel subunit beta 1a. NCBI's taxonomy places the organism in Eukaryota, Metazoa, Chordata, Actinopteri, Syngnathiformes, Callionymidae. The record is from RefSeq and is a predicted model, not a curated record. Gene Ontology annotation, cellular component: intracellular cyclic nucleotide activated cation channel complex; plasma membrane; photoreceptor outer segment. Gene Ontology annotation, biological process: retina homeostasis; monoatomic cation transmembrane transport. The coding region runs from base 853 to 4662 and encodes 1269 amino acids. The transcript has 39 exons. Gene Ontology annotation, molecular function: cGMP binding; intracellularly cGMP-activated cation channel activity; intracellularly cAMP-activated cation channel activity.